Messenger RNA from Acanthosepion pharaonis, 1026 nucleotides. NCBI's taxonomy places the organism in Eukaryota, Metazoa, Mollusca, Cephalopoda, Sepiida, Sepiidae. The record is from the annotation of a GenBank genome assembly.
AUGGAAAAUCGCAAACACGAUUCUCAAAAGUGUCAAACCGUCAAUAUCUUUUAUUAUAAUUUACACCGAGGACAGAUAUACACCAUUUUCUUUAUCUUUCCACUCCCUCUCUCCCUCCCUCCCUCUCUCUCUCUCUCUCUCUCUCUCUCUCUCUCUCUCUCUCUCUAUCGAACUGUUUAUAUGUCUAUGGUCCAGAAUUUUUCAAUUGCACGGUUCUUUUCUCUUUUUUCUUUCUAUCUAUCUAUCUAUCUAUCUAUCUACCUGCCUGUUCAUACCUAUCGCAGCCUAUUCAUAUCUAUCUAUUUAUCUAUCAACCUGUUCAAAUCUAUCUCGUCCUAUUCGUAUCUAUCUAUCUAUCUAUCUAUCUAUCUAUCUAUCUAUCACAUUCCAUUAACAGAUAGCAAGAUAAAUACUUAUCAUUUUAUAUUCUUUCUUUCUUUCUUUCAUUCUUUCUUAUCACAUGCAUGCUCUCCCCUCACUGUCGGAAUCUUUACUCCUUCCCCCACCUCACAUCCCAUUCUUUCUUUCUUUUUUCUUUCUUUGUUAUAUGUAGUUUUCAUAUUUGUUGAAUAUCUUUCUUUGUUCUACGUGAAGGCCUUUUCUUUCUUUCUUCCUUCCUUCCUUCCUUUCUUUCUUUAUUUCUUUAUCCUAUUUAAAUUUCAUAUUUGGUCUUUUUUCUUUCUUUCUUUGUCCUAUGUAUAUUUCAUAUAUGAUGAAAACCUUUUCUUUCUUUCUGUCUUUCUUUUGCCAUUACCAUUUGUUGUAAACAAUUUGAAAAAAAAAAAAGAAAUUCAAAAUCAAGUCACUUGGGGCCGUCUGCACUUUAUUCCGUUCCUUUCGAUUUUACAUUUUCCCCGUUCAAUCUCUUCCCCACGUUAUAACUGCCUCCAGUGGCUUGGCUUGAUGUAUUCAGCUGACAUGUUCCUUUUAAAUAACUCAUUUUUUAAGUUGCCAUUUUAUAUUUGUAUAUUUUGUCGUUACUCUAAUAUUCCUCGCUACCCGGAUCUUUUUUAUUUUUUUUAUUAA